Messenger RNA from Pyrgilauda ruficollis (rufous-necked snowfinch), 4012 nucleotides. It is a transcript of the gene PHOX2A, whose product is annotated as paired like homeobox 2A. Gene Ontology annotation, molecular function: DNA-binding transcription factor activity, RNA polymerase II-specific; RNA polymerase II transcription regulatory region sequence-specific DNA binding. The transcript has 3 exons. The coding region runs from base 31 to 855 and encodes 274 amino acids. The record is from RefSeq and is a predicted model, not a curated record. NCBI's taxonomy places the organism in Eukaryota, Metazoa, Chordata, Aves, Passeriformes, Passeridae. Gene Ontology annotation, biological process: regulation of transcription by RNA polymerase II.
GGCGGCAGCCGGGGCCGCACCGGGCUCGCCAUGGACUACUCCUACCUCAACUCCUACGAGUCCUGCGUGGCCGCCAUGGAGGCGAGCUACGAGUUCAGCCCCUGCAGCCAGGCGGGCUCCUUCCAGUACAGCCCCAUGCGGGGGGGCUUCGGGCCUGCGCCCGCCUGCGCCCCCCUCGCCUCCGCCAGCUGCGCCCUGGGUGCCCUCCGCGACCACCAACCCUCGCCCUACUCGGCAGUUCCCUACAAAUUCUUCUCGGACCCGUCGGGGAUCAACGAGAAGCGGAAGCAGCGGCGGAUCCGGACAACAUUCACCAGCUCCCAGCUGAAGGAGCUGGAGAGGGUCUUUGCCGAGACUCACUACCCCGACAUCUACACCCGAGAGGAACUGGCCCUCAAGAUCGACCUCACGGAGGCACGGGUGCAGGUGUGGUUCCAGAACCGUCGAGCCAAAUUCCGCAAGCAGGAGCGCGCGGCCAAUGCCAAGGGUGCCAGCGGCACCGGCAGCACCGGGAAGAAGUCGGAGCCACGCUCCUCCUCAGAAGACGACGAAUCCAAGGAAUCCAACUGCAGCCCGACUCCAGACAGCACGGCGUCCCUGCCUGCUGCUGCCAUCGGCAGCCCCGGCGGCAGCCUGAGCCCCAGCCCUGGCGCGGGGGCACCCCUGGGACCCGGCCAUGCCCCCCAGCCCCUCAAGGCACCCCUCUGGGCAGGGGUGGGGGGUGGCAGCGGUGCCCCCAACACGGCCGAGCUGCUGAAGGCCUGGCAGCCCACCGAGGCUGUGCCAGGACCCUUCUCCGGUGUCCUCUCCUCCUUCCAUCGGAAACCAAACGGCAUCAAGACAAACCUCUUCUGAUCGCUGAGUCACCGGAUCCGGCUGCCCCCCAGACCCCCCCUCGACCCCCACCCUGCACCCUCCACCCACCGCCCCCACCACGGACCCAGCCACGAUGCUUCAGCAAACGGGGAGAGGGAGCAGGGACCCCCCCGCCACCUCCCGGACCCGGCGCUCAUGGGGCGGACCCGGAGUGGGGGCAGCUCCCACCGACACCCGUGGGUGCUGUGGGACCAUGGGGGUGCAAGACGGGGAACACCCCCCACGCUCAGCCAGCGUGCCCCCGGCAGAGCCUUUGGGUCUGGGGGCUCCCGGUGCACUCCAGGGGUGGGGGCAGAUGUGGGGCUCCCCACAGCACUGUGGGUGCUCUCGCCCCAGGAGACGUCCCCCUCAAUGGUCUGUGCCGCUGGGCUGGGGGCGAGGAAGCACUUUAUGGGGGGCCUCUGGGGUUCACGGGCUGGGCAGUGCCGGGGACUCCGGUAUGGAGACGCCCCUUGGCGUGGGGAGGAGUUGAUGUCACCCAGAUCCUGCCUGCUGACAUGGACUCCCCCCAGCAGCGCCCUGGCAGGAGGAACACACACCCCCACCCGCGGAGACUGUGGGGAGUAAACGCAGGGCUGGGGUUCAGCACUCGCAGGGCUGGGGUUCAGCACUCGCCUGCAUUGCUGCAGGCGUUGCCAGUGGGGACAGGGCAAGAACUGUCGGGAGUGAGGUGGCCCCUCGAGGGGGGUGCUGUGGGAUGGAGCCCCUGGCGCAGCCGGUGGGAUAUCUGGGAGCAGCCAUGGCCCUUGCCAGCAGCAGGCUGGGUGCUCCCACUGAAACGGGCACGGCUGCAGCUGGGUCCCCCACACAACCCCGUGACUCCCACAGGGCUCCUGAAGCAGGGGGUGCUGGUGGGCCCCUCGUGCCCAGCCACCCACUACACCCGUGCUGCUCUGCUGGUGGGUUUCGUGGCAUGGUGAGGAUGCUGGCAGCCCAUCCAUCGAUCCCUGUUCCCCCUGUAUCCCUCCCAGCUCCCCCGAGGUGGGGUCCCCACUUUUCUUUCGUUUUUUUAACCAUUCUGUAAUUUAUUACCCAUGUUUGCAAAUGCCACUAAUCCAAAUUAAACUUAAUUUAUUGACACUGCUGCUGGCCCUCAGCCCUUGUUGCACCCCACCCUCAACAGGGGUUGCAGGGGUGGGGGGGCUGCAUAGUCCCCACCCCUGGACCCUCUGAAACCCACCAGAACCCCCCAAGUGAUGCCACACACCCCCAGCACCUCAGGGAUUAUUUUCAGUGUCCCCCACCCAAAGACCCCAAGCAGCUGUAGGAAGCUGAAGGGGCACCCCCUGGGAAGCCCCCUCAAGUGGGACGAGGAGUGCCCCACACAACCCCCCUGGCCUCUCGGGGCCCUUUGCAGGGAGGGGGGGUGAUGAAGAAGGUCUUGUGGGCAUUGGGACGGUGAAAGGAGCACGCCAGGCUAUUUGGGGAGUGGUCUGAGGUACCCAAGAUGGGCAAGAAGGGGACAAGGGACCUGGUCCCCACCUUGCUGGGACCAGUACAGCCAGCUUGGAGGGGUCACAGAUUAUGCUGGGACCCAGUAUUUCCCCCUGGGUUCCCCAUCUUGCCCCCCUCCCCAGAACCUUCUCCACCUCGCCAUGCUGACAGCUUCACCACACCCAUUGCAUGAACAUGAUAAAAAUCACUCCAGAUUUACCAAACACCUCCAAACACAGGAGCUGGGGGUUUAGUGGGGGGAAGUUCACGCUAAACACCCCAGUAACAGAGGGGGGAUGUUGGGGUAUGCCAGGGGCGCCUGGCCCUUCCUUCAUCUCAGCCGGAGUGAGGGGUUGGGGAGUCUGGGGGUAGCAUCACCCCCAUGCUCCCUGAGGACAUGGAGAGCCUGGAGGGAGCAUCCCAGUGGGGAAAGCACAGUGGGAGGACCCCUAUCCUGGGGACUCCCACCCUGGGGACCCUCCUGGAAGGACACUUGGCAAGGCUGGGGGCUGAGCACCCACAGGGAGACCCAGCUGCCAGCCCCGCUGUCCCCAAGGGCAACAGAAACCCCCGUGGGGGGACAGACUCAGCAAGCACCUAAUGGGCAAACUGGCUGGGAGUGGGGGAGAUGCCCCGGAGGCACUGGUGGUGUGGGGUGGGCUGUGGGGGAAGGCACUGAUCUGGCUCUGCUGUGACAGGAUUCCCAGGCUGGGGAUGGGACAGACCCAGCACGGGGACAGGCACUCCCAGAGUGGGGACGGGGGCCCUGUCAUGUGGGAAUGGGACCCCCAGGGUGGGGAAAGGGACUCCAGGAGUAGGGACGGAAUCCCCAAUACGGGAACAGGACCCCCUGUUCCAGGUCCAGGGGUGGGGACUAUGCAGGGGGAUGGAACCUCUGGGUGGGAUGGACCCUCAGGGUGGGGGAGGGACCCCUGGGAAUGAGGACUGCACCCCCAAGGUGGGGACAGCAACCCCAGGGUGGGAACAGAAACCACUAUAAUGGGGAUGGGACCCCCAGGAAUGGUGAGAGGGACUCCUGUGGUGGAGACAGGGAUACCUGGGGUGGAGAUAGAACCCCCAGAGAUGGGGACAGGGACCCAUGGAGUGAGUAUAGGAAUCCCCAGGGGUGGGGACAGCACAUCCAGAGCAGGGAGGGGAAUCAUCAAAGUUGGGGUAGAACCCCUGGUGUGCAGAUAUGAGGUCCAGGGGUGGGGACAGGAUCCUCUGGAGCUGGGACAGGAACCUACAGCAAGGGAAUGGGACCACCAGGGAUGGUGACAGAAACCCCUUGGGUGGGGAUGGGGAUUUUCCAGGGUGGGAGUGGGACAUCCAUCUUGGGGACAGGGACCCUCAGGGGGACAGGUGCCCUGGGGUGGGGACAGGGAUGCCCAGGGUGGAGACAGUAACCUUCACAGUGGGGAUGGGACAUUCAGGGUGGGACAGAAUCCUCAGAGUUGGGGAUAGGGACCCUGAGCUGGGCCUAGUGUUGUCUAUGGAGGCUGACGGAGCCAUCCCAUCCCAUCCCAUCCCAUCCCAUCCCAUCCCAUCCCAUCCCAUCCCAUCCCAGGCAUCAUGAAGGCACUUGGGGUGGAAACAUGACUUUGCUCAGAGCCUCCUCCUCCUAGCUGUGAGUGUCAUGGGGGAGCCAGGAUCCCAAAGGUUACCCCCAAACACCUCUUCCCCCACCCCCUCUCCCAAUAAA